AACAUUAAAUAAUCGCUAAAAAUGAGUGAUUCUGUGGAAAAUUGCUUAACUUGUCGGAGAAAACCGGACCAGAUGUUACGAUUCACCGACAGGGUCAACGGUGAGGACAUCGGCGCUGUUGUUGCCAGCCAUUUCUGGUUCCAGGUUGACCAGUAUGAAGGUCGAGUGCUGUGUAAUAUCUGUUGGGAUAAGAUCGAAGAUUUCCACAAGUUUUACUGUGAAGUAAAACAUCUUUGGGAUGAGGAUGUCCUGUCCAGUUGCGCUGCGGUCAAGAUGGAACGAGAUGAUGAUGAUGAAGAAUUGGUGCCGUCGGAAUUUUUGUUCGCUUGUGAUUUGAUCAAGGAGGAAGCUGCGUCGAACCAGGUCAACAUAGGUGAUACUGGUAACUCGCUGGGUGAGGCGGAGGAAAAUGAUAAGGUCGUUAAAGACCAGGCUCAGCCAGAAGCUACAGAUGAAUCUGAUGAGGAUUCAACACUGCCCAUCGCCAAAAGAUGCCGCCGUAGGAAAGCUAAGGAUAGCACGGUGGCUGUGGUACCGAAGAAGCGUGGCAGGCCACUCGGUAAGAAACAAUCGGUCGUGCCAACGACCCAGAAAAAGCCAACGACUCGCAAAAAAAUCGACCUUUCACUACAAUGCGAACUAUGCGAUGACUCGAUAAGAGUUUUCAAAAGACACGAGGCUUUGCAGAUGCAUAAAUUGGUCAAACAUUCGGAACAGCUGGAGAAGAAGUUCAGUUGUGAUCUGUGCGAUAGAGCCUAUGCUUACGAUUGGCAACUUUCCGGGCACAAGAGUUGGCAUCAGAAGGAAGCAUUGAACAUCUGCUGCAACAUCUGUAACAAACAUUUCUACUCGGGUCGCACACUGAACAAUCACAUGCAGGCCAAUCAUCCGGAGAGCGUAACUCAAGAUGGCACCUCAAACGAUGGAACGUCGGAUCGACAACGACCACCAGUAGCGCCGAAGGGACAACCUCUGAACGUUUCGCUAGCUUUUCCAACUCCAAGCGAAGAAGUUAUGAACGAGUUGAUUCGUAAAUUCUGUCCACUAAUCUGCGACAAAUGUGGAUUUUUGGCGGAAACUUUCUUCUAUCUGAAGCAACACUUCAGACAAGAUCACCAAAACCAUGUGUACGCCUUGUGCUGCGACAAGAAGUUCUUCAAAAAGCGAUUGCUGUACGAUCACUGUCUGCGGCAUGAGAAUCCGGACGUUUUCCGCUGUGAGCUUUGUCAGAAAUCGUUCACCGAAAAGGAAGGCCUCGAGCGACACAACGCGUGGGUUCACACACCGGAUUCGGAAAAACCGUACAAGUGCGACAUUUGUGAUGCCGCUUUUCCGAAGGAGUACCUGCUGAUACCGCACAUGCGGUAUCAUCUGUCCAUGGAGCAGAAACACCACGUGUGUGAUGAAUGCGGCAAAGCUUGUGGUUCGGAAUCCUACCUACGGAUACAUAAGCAAACCUUGCAUGGUGCCUUGUGCAACAUGGUUUGUGAUAUCUGUGCCAAAGGAUUCGCAAACAAGGGGCUCUUUGAUGAGCACCUUCUCAAACACACCAAAGAAGGAGCUGCCAGUUUGAAGAUGCAAUGCGAAAAGUGUAAGAAAUGGCUGAAAAACCAUAACAGCCACAAACGCCACGUGUCACGUUGUAUACCCGGGACCAUGGGCCAGAAGAACGACUGGUGCGAUCUCUGUGGAAAGGAUGUGGCCAACUUGGGCACCCACAAACGGGUCAAUCACGUGGAACGGCCAAUGCUGUCCUGCAGCUACUGCGGGAAGCAGUUCAAACGCGCCAUUCGACACAAGGAGCACGAGGCCACCCACCGGGGAGAGGUUCUGUAUCAGUGUCCAUUCUGUCCUUAUCAUUGCAAUUCCAACUCCAACAUGUACACCCAUAAGAACACGGUUCAUACGGAACUGUGGGCAGCGAAACUGGCGGAACGAUUUUCUAAGUAGUACCUGAUUGAGGCAUAUUUCGUUCUUUAGGUUUUAGGAGAUAAGUAAGAAUAUCUUAUUUUUGUCAAUAUGAAAUGUA
Aedes albopictus (Asian tiger mosquito) is the source of this 2029-nucleotide messenger RNA. Its product is annotated as zinc finger protein ZFP2-like. The record is from RefSeq and is a predicted model, not a curated record. Gene Ontology annotation, molecular function: RNA polymerase II cis-regulatory region sequence-specific DNA binding; DNA-binding transcription factor activity, RNA polymerase II-specific; zinc ion binding. Gene Ontology annotation, biological process: regulation of transcription by RNA polymerase II. Gene Ontology annotation, cellular component: nucleus. The coding region runs from base 22 to 1950 and encodes 642 amino acids. NCBI's taxonomy places the organism in Eukaryota, Metazoa, Arthropoda, Insecta, Diptera, Culicidae. The transcript has 6 exons.